Sclerotinia trifoliorum is the source of this 3146-nucleotide messenger RNA. The record is from the annotation of a GenBank genome assembly. Lineage: Eukaryota; Fungi; Ascomycota; Leotiomycetes; Helotiales; Sclerotiniaceae.
AGCAGUAAUACAAAACAAAAGAAGCCAAUCAUGAGGAAGGGAAUAGGAUACAGCAAAUCAAUAACCGGGGUAAAUUACACAGACUCCCUUGGGUGUUGUAGCUACACAAGUCCAUUGCCCCGAAGUCAACUUACAGCUAAAGACCUAGCUGAUUCCCGUUCAAAUAUCUUACAAUCCCAUUCUUCUUCAACUACUUCUUCCCUCUUCUUCUUCAUCCUCUUCUCUUAAGACUGUGGUCACUUGAUUCAAUCUUCUCAUUCCUCACCAUUCACUCCUCUGAACGAUACCCGUCCCGAUAUAACAUACAUAUUGAAUUUCGUCACCGAUUAUUGGCGUCACCGAUUAUUGGGCUCACAAAGAAAGGAGACACUAACUUUCUACGACUCCGCUUUGCGGUAACACUUUUAACCAAGUACCAAGUUCGCGGCGUAGACCUUCACACUUCAACCUUUACAAUCAAUCAAAUUGCGAUUCAACUACUUCCACGCCAUAGCAAUGUCUGAAGGAAAAGUAAAACCAUCUUCUCCAGUAGUAGCAGAAGCUCAUGAUGUCGACACUUUCCGUAUGUCAAGUUCCAAGAAGAUGUCCGUGCCAAUUAUACAUUUACUGACCCGUCAUGCGCCUAUAGAUCCUCCGCAAAAGAUGUUUGCCAGUAAGCUUUAAAUUCUGAAUCUCACGAGAGGUUGCAUACCAAUUGAUGAGUACAAAAUACUAAUAAUUCUCUACAGAGCAUCCAAGCAAACCUCACAUAAGUGGUACAAUUCCCUUUUUCUCUUCGCGGUAAAUUUGGAAACUAAUAUUAUUAGGACUCGACGAAUACAAGAAACUCUACGAUGAAUCGAUCAAGGAGCCCAACAAGUUUUGGGGAAGAAUGGCCCGUGAGCUUUUAACCUGGCAAAAGGAUUUUGAGACGGUUCACAGUGGGUCGUUCGCAGGCGGCGACAAUGCUUGGUUCUUAGAGGGCCAAUUAAAUGCUUCUUACAAUUGUGUUGAUCGUCAUGCAAUUAAGAAUCCAGACAAACCAGCUAUCAUUUACGAAGCCGACGAGACUACCGAUGGACGUACUCUUACAUAUGCGGAGCUACUUCGAGAAGUCUGUAAAACGGCAUAUGUUCUCAAGCAAAUGGGUGUCAAGAAGGGAGAUACUGUUGCCAUAUACUUGCCCAUGAUUCCAGAAGCUGUUAUUGCAUUCUUGGCUUGUUCGCGUAUUGGUGCAGUUCACUCUGUUGUCUUUGCUGGGUUCUCCUCCGACUCCCUCAGAGACAGAGUUAUUGAUGCUCAAUCGAAAGUUGUCAUUACCUCGGAUGAGGGUAAGCGUGGUGGAAAAUUGAUCGGCACAAAGAAAAUUGUGGAUGAUGCGCUGAAACAAUGUCCUGAUGUCACGCACUGCUUGGUUUACAGACGUACCGGUGCGGAUGUUCCAAUGACCAAGGGUCGUGAUUGGUGGUGGCAUGAGGAGGUUGAGAAAUGGCCAUCUUAUAUUGCUCCAGAGCCAAUGAAUUCGGAGGAUCCAUUAUUCUUACUCUAUACCUCUGGAUCAACCGGCAAACCAAAGGGUGUUAUGCACUCAACCGCCGGUUAUCUUCUAGGUGCCGCAGCUACCGGAAAGUAUGUAUUCGAUAUUCAUGACUCGGAUAAAUUUUUCUGUGGUGGUGAUGUCGGAUGGAUUACUGGUCACACCUAUGUUGUUUACGCUCCUCUUCUUUUGGGUGUUGCAACUGUAGUAUUCGAAGGAACUCCAGCAUACCCAAAUUUCUCCAGAUAUUGGGAUGUCAUUGAGAAGCACGAGGUUACACAAUUCUAUGUUGCGCCUACUGCACUUAGAUUGUUGAAGCGUGCCGGUGAUGAACAUGUAAAAGCACCAAUGAAGCAUUUGAGAGUAUUGGGCUCAGUUGGUGAGCCAAUUGCUGCCGAGGUUUGGAAGUGGUAUUUUGAGACUGUUGGAAAGGAGGAAGCUCAUGUUAUUGAUGUAAGUGCAUUUUGAUCUGACUAUCAAAAUUAAUACUGACUUAAGUGUAGACUUACUGGCAAACCGAGACCGGUUCCCAUGUCAUUGCUCCUCUUGCAGGUGUUACCCCUACAAAGCCCGGUAGCGCAUCUCUUCCAUUUUUUGGUAUUGAGCCAGCGAUUAUCGAUCCUGUCUCCGGAGAAGAAAUUCACGGAAAUGAUGUAGAGGGUGUAUUAGCAUUCAAACAACCAUGGCCUAGUAUGGCUCGUACCGUGUGGGGUGCACACAAGAGAUAUAUGGACACAUAUUUGAAUGUCUACAAAGGAUACUACGUAAGAUUUAUUACCUACUUCUAAUUGCGGAUUACUAACAUGAUAUAGUUCACUGGUGACGGAGCUGGACGUGAUCACGAAGGUUACUACUGGAUCCGAGGCCGUGUUGAUGAUGUAGUCAAUGUCAGCGGUCAUCGUCUCUCUACUGCUGAAAUUGAAGCCGCUUUGAUUGAGCACCAUGCUGUUGCCGAAGCCGCGGUUGUUGGUAUUAACGAUGAGCUCACCGGACAAGCAGUCAAUGCUUUCGUUGCCCUCAAGGAUGGUAACGAGAUCAGCGAUGCAUUGAAGAAGGAUCUUAUCUUACAAGUCCGAAAGAGUAUUGGUCCCUUUGCUGCACCAAAAGCAAUAUUCGUUGUUCCAGAUUUGCCAAAGACUAGAAGUGGUAAGAUUAUGCGUAGAAUUUUGAGAAAGAUUCUGGCAGGUGAAGAGGAUCAAUUGGGUGAUAUUUCUACGGUACGUGUUAAGCACCAUCAUUCCUCAAAUAUUUGGUUACUAACAUCCAUACUAGCUCUCUGAUCCAAGUGUAGUAGAGAAGAUCAUUAAUACAGUCCACAACGCAAGAAAGAACUAAACAAUGAGAGAGUGAUGAAAGGGAUAUUUAAAGGGUGAAGGGAGGAGUUUUAUAUGGUUUAUGGUUUAUGAUACAUGGCAUGCUAGUUUCUAUUUCUUUGUAGUCACUGGAAACAACUUGAAGGAUUGGUUGGAAGUUUAUUAGCGAUGCUGGGAUGAAAUUUGGUUUGGGUUGGUCUCGUGGGAUAUCAGGGGUUAGCGGAAUUCACUUUUGAUGGCUUGUUAUAUUUAAGUAUGAUGAAUUUAAGAUAUUAUAUCUUUAUUAUUAUCAAACCCGAUUCGGCUUUUAAAGAUCU